Molecule: messenger RNA, 3198 nt
Organism: Zychaea mexicana
Lineage: Eukaryota; Fungi; Mucoromycota; Mucoromycetes; Mucorales; Lichtheimiaceae
Product: DNA polymerase family B-domain-containing protein
Exons: 21
Coding region: 1-3198 (1065 amino acids)
Biological process (GO): DNA replication proofreading; nucleotide-excision repair, DNA gap filling; DNA-templated DNA replication
Cellular component (GO): delta DNA polymerase complex
Molecular function (GO): DNA-directed DNA polymerase activity; 3'-5'-DNA exonuclease activity; DNA binding
Source: RefSeq, a predicted model, not a curated record
AUGGCAAACGACGGAUCCCAAGAUACUGAAAUGCCUGAUGUCAGUCCUACUCAGGAUGUCGCCUUCAAACGACGCAAAAUUCGACACGACGGCCCACAAUUAGAGAAACAAACUUCCUCUGCGUUUGAACAGGAAUUGAACGAAAUGGUGGUUGACGGUGGUGAUCAUAUUAAAGUGAAUUUGGCUCGUCCACCCGCUCCAAAGAUCGAGCCAACAAAGGAUAGAAUAGUGUUCCAACAGAUUGAAGCGGACGAGUAUAUGGAUUAUAACGAACGAAAACCAGUUGUGCGCUUCUAUGGUGUUACUGCGAGCGGAAACAGUGUUGUAUGCCAUGUUCACGGCUUUCUGCCGUACUUUUACUUUCCAGCACCAGUCGGUCUGCAAAAGAAACAUCUUCCUGCUCUUCAAGCCUCGCUUUCGUCGGCACUAGGCAACUCAUACAUGAUACAAAAUGUCGAUAUCGCUAUGAAAAAAAGUUUGUAUGGUUACCGUGGUGAUCAUAAAUCGCCCUUUGUCAAGGUUACAUUGGGCGAUCCCAAGGAUAUCCCCAAGGCAAGGAGUAAAGUGGAGAUGGGUUUCACAGUGCCUGGUUUGGAUCGCAUUUGUCGUGCCGAAACAACAUUUGAAAGCAACUUGGCAUUCUUGUUGCGAUUUAUGAUUGACCAAAAGGUCACGGGCUCAAAUUGGAUUGAACUUCCAGCAAGGACUUGGUCUUUUGUGGAAAAUCCAAUCUCAGAAGCGCAAUAUGAAGUCAAGACAUCCUAUGACAAGUUUAUAAGUCAUCAACCUGAAGGCGAUUGGUCCGGUAUGGCACCACUCCGUAUUCUGAGCUUUGAUAUUGAAUGUGCUGGUCGGAAAGGUGUGUUUCCUGAGCCGGAUAAGGAUCCUGUUAUCCAAAUUGCAUCUGUGGUCAAGAUUCAAGGCGAAAGCACACCGUUUGUUCGUACUGUCUUUACGCUAGAUGAAUGUGCGCCCAUUGUUGGCACGGACGUGCGCGUUUUCUUCAACGAAGGUGAACUUUUACAACAAUGGAGAGACUUUGUCGCUGAGGUGGAUCCUGAUGUUGUUAUUGGCUACAACAUUACAAAUUUCGAUUUCCCGUACCUGCUUGACAGAGCCAAGCAUUUAGGUGUAACCAAAUUCCCAUACCUGGGCAGAGUUCGAGGUACACGAACGGAGGCUCGAGACACAAAGUUCUCGUCGAAAGCAUACGGUACACGCGAAAACAAAUCCAUCAAUCUCGAAGGCCGUCUUCAACUUGAUUUGUUACAAGCCAUCCAACGUGAUUACAAGCUGCGCUCGUAUACCCUCAAUUCAGUCUGUGCUCAUUUUCUGGGCGAACAAAAGGAAGAUGUCCAUCACUCGAUUAUCACAGAACUUCAAAACGGAAACUCAGAAACGCGUCGACGUCUCGCCGUCUACUGUUUAAAGGAUGCUUUCUUACCAUUACGAUUGAUGGACAAGUUGAUGUUGUUAUUCAACUAUACGGAAAUGGCCAGAGUCACUGGUGUGCCUUUCAAUUAUAUUCUCGUACGAGGACAACAAAUCAAGGUCGUUUCUCAGCUGUACCGUCGAGCACUCGAGCAAGAUCUUGUGAUUCCUGUUGUCAAAUCAGAAGUGACGGAGGAACAAUACGAAGGUGCAACAGUGAUUGAUCCUGUCAAGGGCUACUAUGACAUGCCCAUCACAACGCUCGAUUUCACAUCACUGUAUCCAUCCAUUAUGCAGGCCCAUAAUUUGUGUUACACCACCUUGUUAUCGAAUGAUGUCAUCCAGAACCUCGGACUUGUCAAAGAUGAAGACUAUAUCGUCACGCCAAACAAUGAUAUGUUUGUCAAAUCAUCGCGUCGUAAGGGCUUGUUGCCGGAAAUUCUUGAAGAUUUGCUUGCUGCUCGUAAGCGUGCCAAAACCGACCUAAAGAAAGAAAAGGAUCCUUUCAAACGUGCUGUACUGGAUGGUCGUCAAUUGGCUUUGAAGAUCAGUGCCAAUUCUGUAUAUGGUUUCACAGGUGCUACUAUUGGUAAACUGCCAUGCUUGCAAAUUUCGUCCAGUGUCACGGCGUAUGGUCGACAGAUGAUUCUCAAAACAAGAGAAAUUGUGGAAAGCCAUUUUUCGAUCCAAAACGGUUACAAACACAACGCACAGGUCAUUUACGGUGACACCGAUUCUGUCAUGAUCAAGUUUGGUGUGGAUAAUCUAAAAGAAGCUAUGGACCUAGGAAGAGAAGGUGCCAAAAUCGUGACUGAACAAUUCAUCCGACCCAUCAACUUGGACUUUGAAAAGGUCUAUUUCCCGUAUCUUCUCAUUAGCAAAAAGCGUUAUGCCGGCCUGUACUGGUCCAAUCCUGACAAAUACGACAAGUUGGAUGCAAAGGGUAUCGAGACUGUUCGACGCGAUAACUGCCGUCUGGUAUCAAACGUGAUUCAAAAAUGUCUGGAUAAGCUGCUCAUUGAUCGUGAUGUGAUUGGCGCCCAAGACUACGUCAAGACCAUGAUUUCCGAACUCUUACAAAACAGAGUCGAUUUGUCACAACUUGUAAUUACCAAAGCGCUGAGCAAAUCGGAUUAUGCAGCAAAACAAGCACAUGUAGAACUUGCAGAACGUAUGCGCAAGCGUGAUGCAGGAUCAGCGCCUUCCUUGGGUGAUCGUGUAGCCUAUGUGAUUAUCAAAGCCAGCAACAACACACCAGCCUAUGAACGAUCGGAAGAUCCACUCUACGUCCUGGACAACAAUAUACCAAUUGAUACUCGCUACUAUCUCGACAACCAACUUUCAAAACCACUGCUUCGUAUUUUUGAACCGAUCCUUGGUGACAAAGCCGAAAGUUUACUGAAAGGAGCUCACACGAGAACUGUAAACAUUGCAACACCAACAGUCGGCGGUCUUAUGAAGUUUGCUGUGAAAUCAGCAACUUGCUUAGGAUGCAAAUCUCCACUUCCACGAGGCGAUAACUCUGCCGUGUGUAAAAACUGCAAGCCGAGAUUGAAGGAGCUAUACCAGCGUCAGGUGGAAACGGUCAGUGAACUGGAAACACGAUUCUCGCGACUGUGGACACAAUGCCAGCGCUGCCAAGAAUCACUUCAUCAAGACGUGAUCUGCUCCAACAAGGAUUGUCCUAUCUUUUACAUGCGUAAAAAGGCACAAAAGGAUGCCAAGGAAGCCUGUGAUCGUUUGGACCGUUUCAGAUACGAUUGGUAG